CAUCAAUCAAUAUGUCGAAACCGCCAUCGUCAACCACCAAUAUCACCACCGUCACAAUCUCCUGCCACUGCCAAACCAAUCGUAUAAACGCCACGAUUCCAACGGCAAGUCUACCGCUGAAAUCGGCUCUCUGUCACUGUCAUUCCUGCCGCCAUGUCACGGGGCAGAUGUUUGCGACUUUUGCGGUGAUUCCUGCGGAUGUGCCUGGGGAGUUCCAGCAUAGCCAUAGUGGUGGUGGUGACGGUGAUGAUGGCACAGCCAAGGUGAUUAGAUAUCAAUCUUCACCGAAUAUUACUCGUGUGUCAUGUCGUGUAUGCGGUGCAAGUCUGGGAAACGUCGAGUAUGAACGAUCCAGCGCCAGUGGAGUCGAUGGGGAGGGGAAGGGAGAGGUUUUGGAAUGGGAGGCUGCAACUGGAUGUUUGUGCAUUUCCUCUGAUGGUAAGGAUGGAGUUGUAGGAGCGGUGGAAGGAGACAAUGCAAAGACAGAUCUUACAGGGAAAUUGGAUAGAGUACAGCUUUGGGUGGAGGAUGUGCAGGACGAUGGAGGUGCUGUUGGUUGGAUCAAUGCGGGUAAGUUGAGCGGUAUGAAUCGAUUUCGGCGUGGGAGAGAUUCAGACAUGGUCAUGGAUGAUGAGGUCAAAGCCAUGCUGGACUCUGGGAGUGCGACUUCUGGUGGUAAGCCAUCGUCAAUGUCGAUGUCAACGGCCGAAACAAAACUCCAGGUUCGGUGUCAUUGUGGGAAUGUCGACUUUGAUAUUACCCGGCCAGAACCAGAUUACAAUGAAGGCACGGGAAAAUUCCCUUCGUUUUUCGACACUUGUACAUCCUGUCGAACAGCGACGGGGUUUGAGAUCUUGAGUUGGAUUACGGUGCCUCGACGGUUGAUCAUGACUCCCGCUACGGACUUACAGAGUUAUCUAUCCGACUCUUCCAAGGUGACUCACUAUAAGACAUCAGAGUCGGUGGAUCGUUAUUUCUGUUCCAGGUGUGCAGCAUCCGUGUUCUACUACAAGCAUGGCUUGGACGACCUUGAUCUCAGUUUGGGCCUCUUGCAAUCGCACAGUAAUCGAGAGGCCAGGAUUCUGGACUGGUUGGAAUGGCAGAAGUAUCCGCAAGUCUUGUCAUAUACAGAAGAUGCAGUGGACGAGAACUUGGUUACAUCGUUGGCACAAGGUCUGAAAGUUGAACGAGGGGAGUCCACAGUAAACAAGACCUGAACAUGUCAACCAGGAUACAGUAUAGAAGCUACCUCUGGCUCUCUGAUAUGAUGAUUAAAUGGAC
This is a messenger RNA of Exophiala mesophila, 1281 nucleotides long. RefSeq lists its product as uncharacterized. The coding region runs from base 12 to 1217 and encodes 401 amino acids. Lineage: Eukaryota; Fungi; Ascomycota; Eurotiomycetes; Chaetothyriales; Herpotrichiellaceae. The record is from RefSeq and is a predicted model, not a curated record. The transcript has a single exon. Gene Ontology annotation, molecular function: carbon-sulfur lyase activity.